AUGGAUCUGUCGAAACUCGCUCGACCCGCUAUUCUCUGCCAGUGUUCACGCUGUUCGAGCUCCCUCGCUGCACUCGAAAAUGAGUGGGCAAGGCUGUCCAACUCUUACGCUGUCGCUACAGGAUGGCUGAGCGUCGAACUUCACCGGAUCUCGAUCUCAACGGAGAAGAAGCAGGUGCCGCAGAACUCUGAAAUGAGCCUUUUGCGGGGGCGUAUCCUGCAGGAAAUUGCUUGCAAGCUGUGUCAGCAGAAACUGGGGGUUCUGUGUGCUUUAGACGAUGGCCCUAAUAUCUUCUGGAAGCUAUCCAAGGUAUCAUUUAGGGAAAUCGUCACCAUGCGCACCGUUGAACCCCUUUUCAAAGACGGAUCCAUCGAACGUAUCCUCUGUCCGACUCCGAAAGAGUCCACCAGCCGGGCUUUAGUAUCUACCGGUCCUCACGAGGUCGACGGGAAUACCAUGUCGAUGGAACAGCAGAUUCAGCACCAAGGUGUCAGCAUUGAUCACAUCUCCAACUCCGUUAACAACCUGCAUGAUACCAUGUCGGAAUUGAAACAUUCCUUCACAUCGCUUCGGAUAGAGUUGAAUGGUCCUGGGCGACUUCCCUCUGACAGUUCCAGUACUCACGGAAGCGAUUUCGAUAUGAUCAGGACGGUGUUGAAGGAACUCAAAUCAAAAGCUGAAGAAAUCGAGACAUUGAAGUUGGAGAUCCAGGCUCUCCAGUUGAAGAACCGAUACAUGGAGGAGCAAACAACAAGGCACCCUGCUGCAACUUUCGGCAUGGAAACGAGUGGUAUGCCAGAAGUUCGGAGUCCUGGGCUCCUUCAUGUUGGUAGGAAACGGCCCUGGCCUGACUCGUUCCCGAGUGGUCGCACCGAGCCCAUUGCGGACUCGUUCGAUGAGGAAGAUGACACAUUCGGCGACUUUUCACUCGCGGAUAUGCAUGCUCAGUCGGUCAAAAUUCCCUUGAAAGACCCUGAGCCUGUCCGUGCCAUAACCGAUUCAACGCUCCGUCAGAUACCGCCUGAGUCGCCUAGACUUCGCAUUGAGGUCACUCGAUCGCGUCAACAUACGCCUCACUUCGACAAUAUGGUCGAAGACACUCAAGGCACAAAUAUGGGCACACAACAGUCCACCGUGGUCAAGCGGCCUCGUAUAUCCCAUUCGGCUGACCGGCCUUCCGGAGGAAACACCGAGAAGAGAAGGCCAGGACGACCGCGUAAAUCAUUCAGCCAGUCUACCAAGCCGGACUUCUCUCAGUCACCAAAACCGACACCGUUAAGCGAACAAAAUGGCAACGUUGGUACAAGUACUCAAAAUGAGCAGAUACCGUCAAACACAAGCCCUAGCGAAGCACUGGAGGCCAGGCAACGGGGUUCUACUCGUUCGCGAACCUUGCGCAGUCAAUCGCGACCCCCUUCACGGCGUCAGUCUGGCAAUGCAGUUUCCCAAUCGAUGAACGGGGUUCAGAAUGCAUUAGAAGGGAGUCGACCGAUGACUACGGAGGAAACAUCACAACGCUCAAACAAAGAAGCAGGCAGUCAACCACAGAAUAAUGAGAUUGACUCCACGAAGGAGAAUCUGCCGACAUCAGCGCAGACCAAGCCUUCGGGCAUUAACAAUGAUGACGAGAGACGAAAGCUGAUAGCAGCGCGGGAUUUGGUGGCUCGCUUAGCAAUGCAACACGAGGAAGCAAUGGAGACCGAGGAGGGUCGGUGA
Molecule: messenger RNA, 1716 nt
Organism: Aspergillus lentulus
Lineage: Eukaryota; Fungi; Ascomycota; Eurotiomycetes; Eurotiales; Aspergillaceae
Source: RefSeq, a predicted model, not a curated record